AUGUCUUCCGACGAAAACCUAAACGAAACCAUUUCUUUACAGUUGACGAUGAAAGGUAAGAGGAUUGAUAUUUCUGAUAAAGAGCAAACAACAAUGAGAGAAACAAAUUUGAAGAGAAAAAAUGUCAAAGAAACUAAAACACCAAAGAAAACAAAACGUCAACGCAAGAAAAGUCCAACAAAAAGAAAAACUCCUGAAAAACGACAACUGCAUGAUUCAGAAUCUGAUUUUGAAAGUAGUCGUCCAUCAAAGAAGGCAAAGAAAAAGGAGCCACCAAUCAAGAAAGAGAAAAAAAACAGUGAGAAGAUUAGACAUCGAGAGACAUCUGAACAAGAAAAAUGUAGAUUUGGACUUGGAGAAUUAAAUGAAGAAUUUAUUAAUGAACAAGAUGAAGGAGAUACAGAUCUCGAAGAUAAUGAUUCUGAUAAAGAUGAAGAUGAUUCUGUUGAGGCGUAUGAAUCAAAAUUAUAUAAAAUGCUUAAUUGUUUUAAGAGGAUGAAGGAAAAGCCGAAUUCAAAGUUCAGUGAUGCAAUAACAAAGUUCCCAGAAAAGGAAAGUUUUAGGAUUUUCAAACCCAGAAACACGGGUGUUACAACAGUAAUGGGUCUAAAAACAAAUGAUCAAAAAGAGAAUGAAGCUAAAGACAGAAAUGGUGAAGAAGAAAAUGAUAAUGAUGGAAUAAAAGAGAAAGAUGGAAAGAUCAAUGAAAAUGAGAAUGAUGAAGAGAAAAACGAUAAUGAGAUUGAUGAAACAAAUAAUCAUGGAGAGACUAUUCAACAAAGUGAAAAUGAAAAUUUGUUGGAGAAAGUUGUUGACAACAUUAUGGAUAAUGUAGUUACAAUUGGAUUUUCACGUUUAAAUAGUCAAGAAGAUGAAAUCUGGAAUGACCCUUAA
Lactuca sativa (garden lettuce) is the source of this 894-nucleotide messenger RNA. NCBI's taxonomy places the organism in Eukaryota, Viridiplantae, Streptophyta, Magnoliopsida, Asterales, Asteraceae. The record is from RefSeq and is a predicted model, not a curated record.